Molecule: messenger RNA, 1614 nt
Organism: Anoplopoma fimbria (sablefish)
Lineage: Eukaryota; Metazoa; Chordata; Actinopteri; Perciformes; Anoplopomatidae
Gene: syt10
Product: synaptotagmin X
Exons: 7
Coding region: 16-1614 (532 amino acids)
Biological process (GO): calcium-ion regulated exocytosis; regulation of dopamine secretion; cellular response to calcium ion
Cellular component (GO): membrane
Molecular function (GO): clathrin binding; calcium-dependent phospholipid binding; phosphatidylserine binding
Source: RefSeq, a predicted model, not a curated record
CUUAACAGGAGAGACAUGAGUGUCCGGACGGAUGACAGCAUCACCUUGUGCCAAAGGGCUCUCCAGAUCAUUACGGAACUUUGUCUCACGGGACACGUAGACCAGGAGAAAUGUUCGGAUAUAUUCCCCCUGGAGAGCAACAUACCAGGUAAAGGACACGCAGACAUCUCUAUAAGUCUCCUUGCUGUGGUCGUGGGUUUCUGUGGCCUCGCCCUGUUGGUAGUCUCUCUCUUUGUCUUUUGGAAGCUGUGCUGGCCCAUUUGGAGGAGCAAGGCUCUGUCGGCCCAUGUCGAAAAUGGCCUCAACGUUGGUUUCCCCGAGGCGCCUCCGCUCGGCUCCCCGCCGGUCACCGAGUGCAAAGCGCCGGAGAUGGAGAAGAAGUAUCCGCUGGAAGUGAGGGCGAACGGGCGGAGCACUGUCAAGCUCCUAGAGGCGGCCAUGAAGAUCAGCCAGACGUCUCCGGACAUCCCCGCCGAGGUGCAGACGGCCCUGAGGGAGAAGCUCACCCAGCAGGCUAAGAUCCAGAGGCAGACCACGGAGCCCACCUCGUCCUCCAGGCACAAUUCAUUCCGGCGCCACCUGCCUCGUCAGAUGAAUGUCACCAGCGUCGACUUCAGCAUGGACGCGGUGCCUCUCCGGCAGUCGUCUACAGUGAGCAUUGGAAGAAUAAAACCCGAACUCUACAAGCAGAAAUCUGUGGACUCAGAGGACGGGGCCAAAGAGCCCGUGGAGACUUGCGGAAAGCUCAGCUUCUCCCUGUGUUACGACUACGAGGAGCAAGCUCUGGUGGUGAGAAUCCUUAAGGCCUUGGACCUUCCCGCCAAAGACUUCACGGGCACCUCCGACCCGUACGUGAAGAUCUACCUGCUGCCGGAGAGGAAGAAGAAGUACCAGACGCGAGUCCACCGCAAGAAUCUGAACCCCAUGUUUGACGAAACCUUCUGUUUCCCCGUGGUGUACGAUGAGAUUUGCAACCGCAAGCUGCACUUCAGCGUCUACGACUUCGACCGCUUCACCAGCCACGAUAUGAUUGGCGAGGUGGUGGUGGACAACCUUUUUGAACUCUCAGAUCUUUCCAGGGAGGCUGUGGUGUGGAAGGAUAUUCAUGCAGCGACUACAGAGAGUGUUGACCUGGGAGAGAUCAUGUACUCGCUGUGCUACCUCCCCACAGCAGGGAGAAUGACCCUCACAGUCAUCAAAUGCAGAAACCUCAAAGCCAUGGACAUCACAGGCUCUUCAGACCCUUACGUGAAGGUUUACCUGAUAUGUGACGGACGGAGGUUAAAGAAGCGAAAAACAACCACCAAGAAGAGCACGCUCAACCCAGUGUACAACGAGGCCAUCAUUUUUGACAUUCCCCCGGAGAACGUUGAACAAGUCAGCCUGUCCAUCAUGGUGAUGGAUUAUGAUCGAGUUGGACACAAUGAGGUGAUCGGCGUGUGUCGCACCGGGCCAGAUGCCGAGGGUCUUGGACGAGAUCACUGGAACGAAAUGUUGGCUUACCCGCGAAAGCCCAUCACUCACUGGCACGCUCUGGGAGAGUCGCCUGGAAGAGCAGCAAGCUUUGAGAGUCAAGGUUCGUGUCCUUCGCCCAAACCACCGCUGACGCCCUGA